Molecule: messenger RNA, 777 nt
Organism: Rana temporaria (common frog)
Lineage: Eukaryota; Metazoa; Chordata; Amphibia; Anura; Ranidae
Gene: EMD
Product: emerin
Exons: 7
Coding region: 123-710 (195 amino acids)
Cellular component (GO): nuclear envelope
Source: RefSeq, a predicted model, not a curated record
UGUCCAUCCUCGGUACAGCCCCGCCCCUUCUAUUCCGCCUCUCACCACUCCCCCCCCCCCAGCCUCAGCUACUACGAGCGGACGGACGGAGCCACGCCGAUCAGCACCAGAUAUUGCCAAGAAUGGACAAGUUCAAAAACCUGUCAGAUGCGGAGCUCAUAAAAGUCCUGCGGGAAUACGGAAUAAAUCAUGGGCCGAUUGUUGACUCCACUCGCACGGUGUAUGAAAAGAGACUUGUUGAGUUUGAACGCAAGAAAAAUACCUACCCAAACUCUGCAGAAUCCUCCUAUGAAAGCAGACAACAAUAUAGUUCAAAAGAAUAUAAAGGCGACCAGGAUGACUUUGAAACAUAUGAAGAAGAAACUUACACCAAAACCUACCAGGAACCACAAACUCACCAGAGGGUGAUAAGAGAAGAUCUGCGAAACAAUUCUAGAAUUGGGGAAAACGCGUACCAGAACAUCUCCCAACUGCGUCAGCAGUCCUCCUACUCACAGGGAGUGGAACCUCGCAGGCCCAUCCGUCCAAAAGCAAUGGAAGAAGAACCCAACCAACCAACCAGUCGCUUCCUUCCACUAUGGCUGCAACUCCUCCUCCUGCUUCUGUUGACUGGAUUCCUGGUGUAUCUUUACUGCCAGGAGACCAAUCAGAACCCUUUCCUGGAAGGAAGUCAGAAUCCAAGUGAGAGCAAUGCUCACAGUGCAGAAUGAUUCACUAUUGUCACAUGUGAGAAGCUGUAUAGUCCCACUAUUUUGCCAUUUAAAUGAUUUUUUCCUA